Messenger RNA from Cylas formicarius (sweet potato weevil), 5510 nucleotides. Its product is annotated as irregular chiasm C-roughest protein. Gene Ontology annotation, molecular function: cell adhesion molecule binding. Gene Ontology annotation, cellular component: cell-cell junction. Bases 500 to 2941 code for a protein of 813 amino acids. The record is from RefSeq and is a predicted model, not a curated record. Gene Ontology annotation, biological process: cell-cell adhesion. The transcript has 12 exons. NCBI's taxonomy places the organism in Eukaryota, Metazoa, Arthropoda, Insecta, Coleoptera, Brentidae.
AAGAGCGCACCGGCAGGUUUUCAGGCCAACCCAGUCGUCGUCGGACUGCGUCGAGGUUCACGUCACGAUACGCGGUCGCCGUAUACAGCGAUCGGGAUUUUUCAGGAACGCGCUGAAAAAUUUACGCGAAAUCCGCCGAUUCGGGUCAAUUUUAUGGACCGUCCACUAGUGCUCUGUGACAAUACUAGCAGGAUUUUUUGCCGGAUUGUGUUUAGCGACUGCGAAACGGAAUUGUAAAGCCCGUCGCACGAAUUUGGUGACAAACUUUCUGUGAUAUUGUUGUGGUGUCGCUCGCUGUAGUUAACGUUUUUGUUCUUCUGGAAAGAUUUCACGAUUGUGUGUCGCGAGUUAGAGCUGGAUUAGUUUUGGUUUCCAUUGCAAACACAUCCGCACCAUGGUAGCCUAACAAAAUUUGAGCAGCAAGCGAGAUGAGAUACCACAGCUAAGAAUUGGAAUGUUGUAAACUCUGUCGUCACCAGAUAUCAACUAGACAAUCAAAAUGACGUCUACGUACAAAUUUUUGCUGUUGCUCUUGCGGAUAUUCAGUUGGGGCGUUGGCGCCAAAGCCGAAGGCAGAGAGCAAAAAUUUGCCAUGGAACCGCAAGACCAAACGGCAGUGGUCGGCUCGAGGGUCACGUUGCCGUGCAGGGUCAUCAACAAAAGCGGUAUUCUCCAAUGGACCAAGGACGAUUUCGGUUUGGGUACCCACAGAAACUUGAGCGGAUUCGACAGAUACACCAUGGUGGGGAGCGACGAGGAAGGUGAUUACUCUCUGGACAUCUAUCCGGUGAUGCUGGACGACGACGCGAAAUACGAAUGCCAAGUGUCGCCCGGACCAUUGGGUCAACCGGGAAUCAGAAGCCAUUUCGCAACUCUAACCGUGUUAGUACCGCCAGAUCCUCCUAAAAUCGUACAAGGAGAUUACAUGGUCACGACCGAAGACAGAGAAAUAGAGCUAGAGUGUAUCAGUUACGGGGGAAAACCGGCUGCGGAAAUCACAUGGAUAGAUGGUCACGGUAACGUACUAACGGAGGGUAUAGAAUACCUGGUUGAAGAACUCCCGGACCAUCGGAGGUACACGGCCAAAUCGAUAUUGAAACUCACCCCGCGGAAAGUACACCACAACACGACGUUCACGUGUCAAGCGCAGAACACGGCCGAGAGGACGCACAGAUCUGCCAAAUUAAAGCUCGAAGUUAAAUACGCCCCCAAAGUGACGGUCACCGUCCUCUCGGGCACAAGCUCAAGCGGGCGAAUCCCUGAAGGGGCCGAAGUUAGGUUGGGGUGUUUAGCGGACGCCAAUCCCCAGGAUGUAUCCUACAAAUGGUUCCUUAACGACGAGCCCUUGAUCGGAGACUACACGACCGAACUCGUCCUUCACAACGUGUCCAGAAAACAUCACGACGCCAUCGUCAAAUGCGAGGUUCAUAAUGCCGUAGGGAAAAGCGAGGAGAGCCAAACGUUGGAUAUCAGCUAUGCUCCACAAUUUCGAUCGAAACCACGGUCGGUCCAGUCCGAUAUCGGAUCGAACGUCGUAUUAACCUGUGACGUGGACGGAAACCCUUUUCCGGAUAUCACAUGGUACCACGAGGACGCUAAGAAGAUCGUAAGCACCAGUCCCAAUCUCACCUUAAGAGUGGACCAGUUCACCGCUGGAAAAUACUACUGCAAAGCUCACGUUCCGGGCUUUCCUGACGUCGGGGCCGAGGCCGCCAUAUAUCUCAAGGGACCACCAUCGAUCAUCAGUCACAGAACACAAUUCGGAAUCGAAGGCGACAACGUGAGGGUUGAAUGCACGGCGUUCUCGAUCCCGGCUCCGGAGAGGGUGGUGUGGACUUUCAACGGCCGCGAAGUCGAUCUCCACGAUCAGGAUUAUUCGAUUCUGGAGGAUCCGCUCCCGGAAGGCAUCAAGUCGACAUUAAUCAUACGGGAAUCGCAGGAGAAACACUUCGGAAUGUAUAAUUGCAGCGUCUCGAACCCGUACGGCAGCGACGUAGUGGAGAUUAGCCUUAUGCCGCAGAAGAGCUUUCCUAUGUUGAUUAUCGUUGUCGGUGUCAUCGGGGCCAUUAUACUGCUCAUUAUCGUCAUAAUGAUCAUUUUUCUGUGUCAGCGACAGGGCAACAAGAAAGCGCCCCCAGAAAACACGCAUACCAUCGAGAAACAGUGCAAGGAGUCGGAUCGCAGCUCUAAUAUAUCCGAUUUGAAGCUCGAUUUGAGGACCGGCUCGUCCAACUCGAACGUGCACUGCGACAUGGAUUAUAUUCCGGGGGCUGAGUCCGAGACUGGCAGCGAAUCCGUGAUAACCAGGAUAGGGGUACCUCUAGCCGGACCUGUCAACGUGUCUGGACAGGAGAUUUAUAGAUAUUCGGCGGAUUACACCGAGCCGAGUUUCCCACCCAAAGACGGCCAAAACAACAACGGCUACGUUCCGUACGUAGACUACUCGAGAGACUACAAUCCGCCGAUGAUGCAGCCACCGACAUCCCUAGACCCGUCGAGGGAGAGUCUGCAAUCGACGCGUCUCCAAUUGAACUCUCUCCAGGCGCACCAGAUGUCCAUGUCGACUUCUGGAAUGCCCUUAAAUGACUUGUCAGACCUGCACGUGAGCCAAGCGAACGGCGUCAUCCCGGGGAUAGAUCCUAGGUUCAGCGCGACCUACGGUAAUCCGUACCUACGCAAUACCAGCGUGGGUUUGCCAACACCGAAUACGGCCAAUCCGGUGGCCACACCUGCCCCGCCCCCCUAUUCGAGGGACAAUUCGCGUUUGGCCAUCGGCAGUAGUGCGAUGAUCACCGCUAGCGCGAACGUUGUGAACACUGUGGUGGCAAACGGUAGCAAUGGGUCGAUGCCUCAAGUAACUAGACUACCGAACUCCCCGACGAGUCAGUACAUAGUGCCCAAUUCGACCAUGAAACGAGGAACGAUGGCAACUCACGUAUAAUAUCCCUGAGUGAUUUUUGGUUUUCUUGAAAUACGAAAGUAGCGGCAUGCGAUGCGGAAUUAUGGUGGGGGCACACUUUUUCUGUGGCGUUGGUAAUAACAUACCAUCACGGAACUAACUACAUGUGAUACAACCAGAAUGAUGCGGAAGUUAUUAAUUAAUUUGUUUCAUGAUUUUCAAAAUUACAAAUCAUAAGAUAAAAAUCACAUAUAAAAUGAAAUGACGUCUGUAGAGCAGCUCACUUCACUGCACACUGCAAUAGAUAUGACUAAUAACAAUUCCAUACCUUUAUAUCAUGCUAUAUAUGAUUUGCAAAUAGUCCCCUUUGCAAUAGUUUUUUAUCUUCCACGUUCGCUAAGAUAGUAAAUUAAGACGUUUGUGGUUAUCCAUAUCAUCUCUGGGUUUUGAGAAAUAAAAAAUUUUAAUUCAUUAUUUAUUACCGCUUUUAACACUACCACUGCUUCAGUAUUCGCUAGUUUGUUCCAUUCUUUAUAGUGUUGUAGGGAGGUACCAUAAUUUUAAUGACCUGUAGGAGUACCUACAUGUUUUUCUGAAAUGUUUCUUGAAAAAAAAAAUCCCAAUUUCAUUCUAGAACAAUUUGUUAAUAGAAAAACUUUCUUAAGUAGUCAAAGUGAUGUAUCACUAGCUUUCCUUUUGGGACGUUGGGAAAAAGACAAACACAUCAAGCGGCCACAAAAAGUGUGCCCCCUUAACGCGUGACACACGAGCGGCAACGCAAAGACUGAAUAAGUUAUCAUUUUGAAUGAUUUUUUAAUUAUUAUCGACCGUUCAGUUCAAAGUAGAUAGAAACAAUUCUGGUGAUUCGAAACACAGAAGCGGAGCUUGUACAUUUUACUAGACAAUUAAAUUAAUUGACCGAAUUAUCAAUUUAAAAAUGAUUACAAUUAAUCAGAAUAUGUAAAGUUAUUUUACUAACAAUGUAAAGUUGCAUAUUUUCUCCGUCAUUUGUAGUUCAGCGUAUUCGAUUCGCGCUGGCUUUCCCCAUUUUUAAUUUUUAAUAAUUAUAUUCGUAAAUUACGCUGUGUGAUAAAAGAAAUGAAAUUAUACAUAUCCAAUUGAUUAGGUAAAACUUUUUGUAUCUUUUUAUUAUUAAUAACAACCCAUCGGUUGAAUCAAUUUUUAGAUGAAUUGUUGAUAAUGAACUAAGUUUAAACUUAGUAAGUUAUGACUCCAAGUAAUUUGUUUAAAUUCUACAAUGAGUACAAUUUCUGCGUUAAAUAGAGCUGGGUGCUGAAUAUCUUAAGGGCAGAGUGACAGUAGUUGAUACUAUUCUGAAGGAGAAUUGAUCUUCCUCAAACAGUGUUUCGUUCUAUUUAUUCUGUGAACUAUUUUUUAUUAUUUUAAUCUAAAUUUCAGAGAAUGUCAUAAUAUAUCAAAGCAGCCGAUAUCACAAUUUACCGGUUCUGUGAAAGCUAUAACUAAAAAAUAUUAGAAAAUUAAGAAAUAAACUGAAGUCGCCAUGUUUCAUUAAUUAAACCCCUCAUGUCGUAAUUGGCGUUGAAAAUAAAAGAAGCUCAUUGAUUAUCAAGCUCGUUAGCAAGACUUAAGUUUUUUUUCUACUCAGUUGCCUAUUCUCUGCUUCCUUAAACCCUUAUAACUUACCUUAUGUACUGUUUACAUAGUUAUCCUUGCCUUGCUUGAUAUCUGAAUUUUUUUAGCCUUUGCUACCGUAUAUUUACCACAGCGUGUAGUUUUAUGUCAAUGGUAUAAGCAAUAAAUUUGUUUCUAUUAUUAUGUAAGGUGUUUCACAUAAAAUUUACAAGUUAACAACUGUUCCUAAUUUGAUGCAAAUGAAAACUCUCGCUCUCCGAUCAGAAUUUAUUCGUGUUUACGUGCCAUAUAAACUCACCAGAAAAUAUGCAGCUCUGGACAAUUAUUGUACAUAUCACCGGUCGUGACUGUUUUCUGAUCGACCUCGAUCAAUAUGUCAAUUCGCUCCUAAAUUAGUUAGAUACCUAUCGUAUAGCACAAUAAGGAUUUUCGUCUAAAACUGUAUCAAACAAAUGCCGGAGCUUCCACGAGAAUCAGACAUUAUAUUAUCGUUUAUUUCGAUUUCUAUCACGAAAAAGUUUCCUAUUGAGCCUACCGAAAAAAUAUGUUGCGAGUUUUGCGUUAAUCUACAUUCGUCGAUAAAACUCGCGUCGAUCAAAUGUAGUUGAAGGGAUGACGAUGAUCGCUCGGUGCCUUAACAUUUUUCGCCGAUUUGUGACGUAAUGCAAUUACGUCUAUAAUAUUUUCUAUCCGCGCUUUAGGGCUUAAAAUUAAUCGGGGAGAAAUGUCAACACGCCACAAUAUAGUCCGGUCAAAAUAGACAUUUCGAAUAACACAAAUUGGGUACACCAAUAGAAAUCAGUGCCAAAAAAAUUAUUUAUUAUCAAAAAUUAAAAUUUUCGGCUUUUUUUAUUUUCCCCGAAUGCGGCAAGUUUUUCAAAAAAAUAUGUCAGACAUUGUAGAAUUGCCUGGAAAAAUAGCCAGUAUAUUUUUUUUCUAAGAUAUCGACAUUAUAUGCACACAUUUCCAACGUAUACAACGUGAGUCUAAAAGAUAU